Histoplasma mississippiense is the source of this 1512-nucleotide messenger RNA. Its product is annotated as glucose-6-phosphate 1-dehydrogenase. NCBI's taxonomy places the organism in Eukaryota, Fungi, Ascomycota, Eurotiomycetes, Onygenales, Ajellomycetaceae. Gene Ontology annotation, cellular component: cytosol. The record is from RefSeq and is a predicted model, not a curated record. Gene Ontology annotation, molecular function: NADP binding; glucose-6-phosphate dehydrogenase activity. Gene Ontology annotation, biological process: pentose-phosphate shunt, oxidative branch; glucose metabolic process. The transcript is spliced from 8 exons. The coding region runs from base 1 to 1512 and encodes 503 amino acids.
AUGGCCAGCUCGUUCACAGAAGCUUCAGACAGGCAUGGUGCUACCUCGAUCGAACUGAAGGAUGACACCGUCAUUGUCGUUCUUGGAGCAUCGGGGGACCUGGCGAAAAAGAAAACCUUUCGUAAUAAGUUCCUCCCGAAAGAUAUCAAGAUCAUUGGAUAUGCGCGAACGAAGAUGGAUCGUGCCGAAUACAUCCGGAGAGUACGGUCAUAUAUCAAGGUUCCCUCGAAAGAGGUUGAGGAUCAGCUUACCGGAUUCUGCGAUAUCUGCUCGUAUAUUUCUGGACAGUACGACCAGGACGAUUCGUUUGUUGUCUUAAACAAGCACUUGGAGGAGCUCGAGCAAGGGAAAAAAGAACAGAAUAGGGUUUUUUAUAUGGCACUUCCUCCCAGCGUCUUCAUAACUGUCUCUGAACACCUAAAAAAGAACUGCUAUCCCAAGAAUGGAAUUGCGAGAAUUAUCGUAGAGAAGCCGUUUGGAAAGGAUCUGGGAAGCUCGCGGGAAUUACAACGCGCAUUGGAACCCAACUGGAAAGAGGAGGAAAUAUUCCGGAUCGACCAUUACCUCGGGAAAGAGAUGGUGAAGAAUAUCCUGAUUCUACGAUUUGGUAACGAAUUCUUCGGGGCUACUUGGAAUCGCCAUCAUAUCGAUAAUGUUCAGAUCACUUUCAAAGAGCCAUUUGGUACGGAGGGCAGAGGAGGAUAUUUCGAUGAAUUUGGUAUUAUCCGCGACGUUAUGCAGAACCACCUCCUUCAAGUCCUAACCCUGCUGGCAAUGGAACGGCCUAUCUCCUUUUCCGCUGAAGAUAUUCGGGAUGAGAAGGUACGUGUCCUGCGGGGAAUUGACGCGAUCGAACCAAAAAACGUCAUCAUUGGCCAAUAUGGAAAAUCGCUCGACGGAAGCAAACCCGCAUAUAAGGAGGAUGAUACAGUGCCAAAAGAUUCCAGAUGUGCAACAUUUUGCGCAAUGGUGGCGUACAUUAAGAAUGAGAGGUGGGACGGCGUGCCCUUCAUUCUGAAGGCGGGUAAAGCUUUGAACGAACAAAAGACUGAGAUCCGCAUACAAUUCCGCGACGUUACCUCGGGUAUCUUUAAAGACAUCCCGCGAAAUGAACUUGUAAUUCGCGUACAGCCCAACGAGUCCGUAUACAUCAAGAUGAACUCAAAACUCCCAGGUCUUUCCAUGCAAACCGUUGUUACAGAGCUUGAUCUCACUUACCGGCGAAGGUUCUCAGAUCUGAAGAUUCCCGAGGCAUAUGAAUCUUUGAUCCUAGACGCCCUGAAAGGGGACCACUCCAAUUUCGUCAGAGACGAUGAAUUGGAUGCCAGCUGGAGAAUCUUCACUCCACUAUUGCACUACCUAGAUGAGAACACGGAAAUCACGCCAAUGGAGUACCCCUAUGGUUCUCGCGGCCCGUCUGUCCUUGACGAUUUCACGUCGUCAUUCGGAUAUAAAUUUAGUGACGCGGCCGGUUACCAGUGGCCUCUUACCACCACUCCAAACCGGUUGUGA